Zeugodacus cucurbitae (melon fly) is the source of this 2607-nucleotide messenger RNA. RefSeq names its product angiotensin-converting enzyme-related protein. The record is from RefSeq and is a predicted model, not a curated record. Gene Ontology annotation, cellular component: plasma membrane. Gene Ontology annotation, molecular function: metallopeptidase activity; peptidyl-dipeptidase activity. The coding region runs from base 387 to 2312 and encodes 641 amino acids. NCBI's taxonomy places the organism in Eukaryota, Metazoa, Arthropoda, Insecta, Diptera, Tephritidae. The transcript has 6 exons. Gene Ontology annotation, biological process: proteolysis.
AAAAGUAAACAAAUAUUCAUUUCGAUGUCAAAAUUGAUUCAGUUAAAAAAUUUGUUUAAAAAUAAAAAUAUUUUAAUUCAAAUGUACAGGUCUUAUUAGCGAAGCUAGCAUUCAAUUAUUGAGCAUAAAAUUACACCUGCACUGAUAAUUGCAUUACAGCAUUGUAAAAUUCCAAACCAAGUAUUUCCAGAUUCACUGUUAAUUUCAAUAGACUAUUAAGCAGAUUACAGAGCAAUCACCACGAGAAAGCACGUCUUGACCCCGCCGAUAGCAGCUGUCAACGGAAUGUGCUUGUAUAUUGGUUUAUAAUUUACGAAACAGUUUAGUCGUACUCGGCCAGUGGCGCGUUGCGAAAGUCUCAAACGGAACGGAGACAAUUUAGCAUAAUGAAGGCAAGGAAUAUAGUUUCAAUACAAAAUGUGUUGCUGCUCCAGGCACUAUUUUUGUCAACGUCGGUGCGUGCAUAUUCUGCUGCUGAUUCCGCAGGCUCUUGCAGCAGCAAUUCGCUAAAAUCUGAUGCGCGUGCAUUUUUCGAGCGUGAAAAUGAAUUACUACGUCAACGUCGUCGUAAUGAGUUCUUAACAUCGUUUGCAUAUAACACAAAUGUGACCGAGGAAAAUCGUAAAGCAAUGAUUGCCGUGGCUACAGCGAAUGCAGCCGCAAAUAAGGAGAUGACACGUAAUGUAAUUGCAUCGGGGUAUAUUGACUCAACCGAUAAGGAUAUAAAACGACAGGCAACUAUACUUGGUGAUUUGGGUAUAGAUGUGUUGCCGGAAAGUGAUUAUAAGGAACUACUUAAUGCUGUUAGUUUAAUGCAGUCAAAUUAUGCAACUGCAACUGUCUGUCCAUACAACAAAGAGGGAGAUUGUACGCUGCAACUGGAACCACAUAUACAAGAACGGCUCUCGGAUAGUCGUGAUCCAAAAGAGUUGAAAUAUUACUGGCGUCAGUGGUAUGACAAAGCAGGCACACCGAUGCGAGAGAAUUUCAAAAAAUAUAUUGAGCUGACCCGCAAGUCAGCGCGUCUGAACGGUUACACCUCCUAUGCUGACUAUUGGAUCCAUUUCUAUGAAGAUCUCGAUUUCGAAACUAACCUAGACAAGGUAUACAAAGCAAUAUUGCCGCUAUAUCGUGAAAUACACGGUUAUGUUCGUUAUCGACUCCGCCAGUAUUAUGGCGAUGGAAUUGUGUCGGAAAAUGGAAACAUCCCAAUGCAUUUGUUGGGCAAUAUGUGGGGACAACAAUGGGACAAUGCGUUGCCACUUUUUACACCUUUUCCAGAGAAACCAUUCGUGGACGUGACCAGUGAGAUGCAACGUCAAAACUACACAGUACGAAAACUCUUUGAGUUAGGUGAUCAAUUUUUCAAAUCACUUGGCAUGCGAGAGCUACCACAAAGCUUUUGGGACUUGAGUGUGCUAACGCGGCCCACAGAUAGAGAAAUAGUUUGUCACGCCUCCGCAUGGGACUUCUACCAGGAUAGUGAUGUGCGCAUCAAAAUGUGCACUGACGUCAACACUCACUAUCUGUAUGUUGUACACCAUGAGCUGGGUCAUAUACAGUACUACUUGCAAUAUGAACAUCAACCGACAGUUUAUCGUGCAGCGCCAAAUCCCGGCUUCCAUGAGGCUGUUGGUGAUGUUAUUGCACUUUCAGUAUCCACGCCCAAACACCUUCAAUCGAUCGGUCUCUCAAACGUGGGCAAAUUGGAUGAAGAAAGUCGCAUCAACGAAUUGUUUAAGAAUGCACUCAAAAAAAUCGUGUUCCUACCCUUUGCCUACACUAUGGAUAAAUAUCGUUAUGCCGUAUUCCGCGGUGAGGUAGAAGAAUCGAAAUGGAAUUGUGCCUUCUGGCAAAUGCGUUCCGAGUUUUCCGGCGUUGAGCCGCCCGUACGUCGCACAGAUGCAGAUUUCGAUCCACCAGCUAAAUAUCAUAUUGACGCCGACGUUGAAUACUUGCGUUACUUUGCUGCGCAUAUUUUCCAAUUUCAGUUCCUUAAAGCUAUGUGCACCAAAGCUGGUCAGUAUGUGAAGGGUGAUCCAGAAAAAACUUUAGAUAAUUGUGAUAUUUACAACAGCAAAGAAGCGGGCGAAGCGUUUUGCGAUUUCCUUUCAUUGGGUGCAUCGGUGCACUGGAAAAAGGCGCUAAAGGAGUUUACUGGUGAAACUGAAAUGGAUCCAGCUGCGCUGUUGGAGUACUUUGAACCACUCAGUAAAUGGCUGCGUGCAGAAAAUCAACGCUUGAAAGUGCCAAUCGGUUGGGGCGAUACUGAUAAAGUUGCAGGUGACUGUUGCCCAGCAUUCAGUACCUAACAUUUAAUGAAACUCGGCGAUAAGGCGAACUGUGAAAAGGCUGAUGUUUGCUUUUGACAAAUAAGAGAUUUUCUUGCUUCCGAAGUAUAGCCGUAGAAAGCCUUGAUCGAAUACACGUAUAAACAUUUGUAAAUGAAAUCGAAAUAUUUUUUUAACAAUUUACACUUUUUCAUCCAAAUUAGCCAGUGCUCUAUAAACUAAAAAGCUGUGUAAACAUUAAAUGUGACAAUUCAAGUUUAAUUUAAUGAGGAAAACUUAAUAAAGUCUUUUGUUUGCAUUGCGCAUGAUACAAGAA